This is a messenger RNA of Pseudogymnoascus verrucosus, 2215 nucleotides long. RefSeq names its product SCF ubiquitin ligase complex subunit (gene GRR1). The transcript is spliced from 3 exons. Gene Ontology annotation, molecular function: protein binding. The record is from RefSeq and is a predicted model, not a curated record. Bases 358 to 2034 code for a protein of 558 amino acids. NCBI's taxonomy places the organism in Eukaryota, Fungi, Ascomycota, Leotiomycetes, Thelebolales, Thelebolaceae.
AUGACAACCAAGUCGUACGACUCUCUCCCUUCAUUAAACCCUGAAACUAUCUCCAGCCAACAGCGACCGACUACACAGUAAAUGCACGCGAAGGAUUUAACCAAUACGCAGCUCUGUCCGGCGAGAAACCAACAUCGCCAACAUCACCAACAGGAGCCAAGCACCACAAGGCUGAGCCCAACGUAAUCGCGCCUUGAUUACUCCACCGUCGCCAACCUUGGCCCUGUCUUUAUCAGCAACGUCUGUUUCACCAGAACGCGAACAGAGCAAUCUGGAAACACAGAAUACCCUCGAGUCUAUCGUGACGACCGAUCUUGUUUAAUGUCAUCUCUGAAGCGAGCCUGAAACUCAUUUACAAUGCAUGGUGGUGAAUCUUCAAGAGUCCCGCCCGUCGGGGUGGGGACUUCACUAUUCACCACAACACAAACGCCGACAGACCAGGAAGAAGACUCACACUCUUCGUCAAGCAACUCCCCAACGAGGGCGGAUUAUGAGGAAUUCGAUUUCUUUAUGAACAUGAACGAUUCACAGUCCUCCAUCGGCGUACCGACGUCAGAUCCGGCGGCGGUACAAGACGAAUACAGUUGCCAGCCACCAAUCCAGAGACUGCCCGCCGAAAUCCUCAUUAAUACGUUCUCGAAACUCGGAACGGCGAUGGAUUUGCUGAACUGCAUGCUCACCUGCAAAGCAUGGGCGAGGAACGCGGUGGACCUGUUGUGGCUCCGACCAGCAUGCUCGACAUGGCCGAAACACAGCGUCAUAUGCAGGACGCUCAACCUGCCGAAUCCAUACUUUGCAUACCGGGACUUUGUUAAGCGACUGAAUUUGGCCACUCUGGCAGACAGAGUCAAUGAUGGGAGUGUGACGCCCCUCCAGGUCUGCACUCAGGUUGAGAGGCUCACGCUCACGAACUGCCAUGGCUUGACAGACCAAGGUUUGAUCAGCCUCAUCACUGAUAACAGGCGGCUACUGGCAUUGGAUAUAUCGGGAGAUUCAAACAUUACGGAGGCUUCUAUCAACCUGUUGGCCGAGAACUGCAGGCUACUGCAAGGGUUGAAUAUCUCCGGUUGCACAAAAAUCUCGAAUGAAUCCUUAAUAAAAGUAGCGGAACGCUGCAAGAAGAUCAAGAGACUCAAAUUCAACGACUGUCACCAGAUCGAGGAUUCUUCCAUCAUGGCGUUCGCGAAGAACUGCCCGAAUAUCCUAGAAAUCGACUUGCACCACUGCAAAAAUGUUACCAGCGAGCCCGUAACUGCCCUCCUACAAUACGGCAGGAGCCUUCGCGAGUUCCGACUGGCAAACUGCGACUUGAUUACCGAUUCCGCCUUCCUCAACCUGCCACCAACCCAGAUGUUCCACCAUCUUCGGAUCCUGGACUUUACAAGCUGUGUUCGGCUCACGGAUAGCGCAGUUGAAAAGAUCAUCGAAGUCGCACCACGCCUGAGAAAUGUUGUCUUUGCGAAGUGCCGGAACCUCACAGAUGUGGCUGUGAAUGCCAUCAGCAAACUUGGCAAGAACCUGCAUUAUGUGCAUCUGGGACACUGCAGUCAGAUUACGGACGACGCUGUGAAGAACUUGGUCCACUGCUGUGCUAGAAUCCGAUACAUUGAUCUCGGCUGCUGCAAUCGACUGACAGAUGCGUCCGUUACAAAACUUGCUACACUUCCAAAGUUGAGGCGUAUUGGGCUAGUUAAAUGCCAAAAUAUAACUGACGAGAGUGUCUACGCUUUGUCCCACGCUUCACGGAGAGUAUCGAAUCCGUCCGGUCCCGCGGAUCUCACGUAUCCGGACUUCCAUGGCGCAAAUAACCAUGUGAGCAGCUUGGAGAGAGUGCAUCUCAGCUACUGCAUCAACCUCACACUCAGGAGUGUCAUCAUCCUAUUGAACAACUGCCCUAAACUGACCCACUUGAGCUUGACGGGCGUCCAGGCUUUCCUGAGAACCGAUCUCGAGAAGUUUUGCCGCGACGCACCACCAGGUCAGUUGCAUCCACCUCAUCAUGAGCAUCAUUUACUGUUUUAUGUAUUGAGCUAACUCAUUUCCCUACAGACUUCAACCAGCACCAACGAGACGCCUUCUGCGUCUUCUCCGGCGCCGGCGUCAUGGGACUCCGACGAUACCUAAACGCAGAGAACAGAACGAGGCUAACGCUGGCCCGGAUGGAGGAAGCCGAGGAAGCUGAGGAGCGCGCGUUGCGAGAGGCGUCGACACGGGC